UGAUGAUGGAAUUGGAAUGGGAGAAUAGAAUAGAAUAGAACUUUAGAAGAUGUUAGGAUUUGACCUUGUCAAUGAUGCCAUUGGUGGGUAGGAAUGGGAUGCAAUGAAUGAAUUCCACAUCACCACAACAGUUGAUAUAAACCCGAGGGUUGGGCAAAGCCGUCCGGCUAUCUUUUACUAUUAGCCAAAAACUGCUAAAAAAGGAAAAUUCCGCCCAAAAUCCUACGCAGAACAGAACAAGAAGCCCACGAGCAAAGCAUUCAUUCAACAACGUUGAUCACUCAGGUUUUCGCGCUGGCCUCUCGUUAUCGCUUCUUACUCUUUACAAGACACGCUGCACUUGAAAAAGGGUCUCUUCCCUUUUAGAUCUCACUCUUGACAUAAAAAGUUUUGCCUUUAUUCAUCUUUUAACAGGUACCCUUUUCUUUUUUCCCAUCUCUUUGGCUCCCUGCAAACCCACAAUUAUGAAUGUUCCUUCUUUCCCUUCAGCUUGAUCCAACUCCACCUACAUAGAUACGUAAUUGAGUCAAAGUGAAAUAGAAUUCCAAUAAUGAUGGAGAGGGCAGAGUCAUGCCAAAAGUUAUAUACCAGAAUGCGGUUAUGGGAAUUCCCUGAUGAGUAUGUGAUCGAGCCCACAGAUGGCUCUUCUGCAUCCUCUUUGUCAAUUAGUCGUGUUGAUGCCUCAAUGAAGCUCAUUGAUAACGUUCCAGAAUGCAGCUCUGUCCGUGUUCCUAAGAUUCAGACGAUUUUUGGAGUAGUUGGAAUGCUAAAGCUUGUUGCAGGGUCAUAUCUAAUUGUUAUAAGGGAGCGUGAAUGUGUUGGAUCUUAUUUGGGACAUCCUAUCUUCAAAGUCAUAUCCUUGAAGGUUCUCCCCUGUGAUCAUUCUGUUAAAACUUCUACCGCAGAACAGAAAAAGUUGGAGAAUGAAUUUUCUGGGCUGCUAAAAAUUGCAGAGAGGACUUCUGGUCUCUAUUUCUCUUAUGACACCAAUUUAACACUGAGUGCUCAGCGAUUGUAUGAACUGGGAGAUGAAUCUAAAUUACUUCCCCUUUGGAGACAGGCAGAACCCAGAUUUCUUUGGAACAAUUAUAUGUUGGAAGUACUUAUAGACAACAAGCUUGAUCCAUAUUUGCUUCCAGUUGUCCAAGGGAGUUUUCAUAACUUCCAAGCAGCCAUUGGAAAAGAAAUUAUUGAUGUUACUCUGAUUGCUAGGAGAUGUACACGGAGAAAUGGAACCCGCAUGUGGAGAAGAGGAGCUGAUCCCGAUGGGUAUGUUGCAAAUUUUGUGGAAACAGAGCAAAUUGUGCAUAUGAAUGGUUUUACUUCAUCAUUUGUUCAGAUUCGGGGGUCAAUGCCGUUUCUUUGGGAGCAAAUUGUUGAUUUGACUUAUAAACCUAAGUUUGAGAUUGUAAAACCUGAAGAGGCUCCACGAGUGGCUGAGCGGCAUUUUCUGGAUCUAAGAAAAAAGUACGGAUCUAUUCUAGCUGUUGAUCUUGUCAACAAGCAUGGAGGUGAGGGACGCUUAAGUGAAAAGUUUGCAAGUGCAAUGCAGCCCAUAGUUAGUGACGAUCGAAGGUAUCUGCACUUUGAUUUCCAUCAGAUCUGUGGACAUGUUCAUUUUGAGCGCCUUUCCUUUCUCUAUGAUCAAAUUGCAGAUUUUCUUGAGAAAAAUGGGUACCUCUUGCUGAAUGAAAAGGGUGAGAAAAUGAAGGAGCAACUUGGAGUUGUAAGGACCAAUUGUAUUGAUUGCUUAGACCGCACUAAUGUUACACAGAGCAUGAUAGGUAGGAAAAUGUUGGAACUUCAGCUUAGGAGGAUUGGUGUUUUUGCUGCUGAAGAAACCAUUAGCUCACAUCCAAAUCUUGAUGAAAGCUUUAAAAUAUUGUGGGCUAAUCAUGGGGAUGACAUAAGCAUACAAUAUUCUGGCACUGCUGCACUAAAAGGAGAUUUUGUCAGGCUUGGUCAGCGAACAGUUCAAGGGAUCCUUAAAGAUGGAUACAAUGCCCUUGUCCGCUAUUAUUUGAAUAACUUUUCUGAUGGAACGAAACAGGAUGCGAUUGAUCUCCUGCAAGGACAUUAUAUUGUCUCUUUCAGCCGGGAUAUGACGCCUCCAUCUCAAACAGGAGGCCUUGAGGCUAUAGCUUCCUUUCCACUAGCUUUAUGUUUGGUCUCCAUAGGGUUGUUUUUCGCAACCAUGUCACUGAGGCAAGCUCGAUACGAUCUUCGACACUUAUUUUUUUCACUUUUAUGGGCAAGCAUAAGCGUUGGAAUUGCAGCUGUCGUGAGGGCUAACGGCAGGAUUUUCUGCAACAGGCCUCGUUUGCAUAAACCUCGGUGUUGAUAUAGCAUUCUGAAGGCUAUGGCAAAUACAAUCUUAAAACAGUUUUCAUCUUGCUGAAACAAGUUUUGUAGAUCAUUUAUUGCUAUUCAUCUAUUUUUCUCUUCAACAUAAACUACUGCUAGUAUUUUUUUCCCUUUGUUCUUUUAUAAAUGCUAUUUCAUCUUGUGCCUUGUUCAGUGGUUGCAACUAG
This is a messenger RNA of Durio zibethinus, 2531 nucleotides long. The record is from RefSeq and is a predicted model, not a curated record. Lineage: Eukaryota; Viridiplantae; Streptophyta; Magnoliopsida; Malvales; Malvaceae.